AUGAGUGGGAAACUUCAAAACCUGCUCAUGUUUCUGGGCCCGUGAAAAGAUUUGUAUAACACAUUGAGGUUUUGAUGGAUUUUCCCAUGUUCUUCCAGACAGUGGUUUUUGUUAAAGUGCUCAGAUAAUAAAAUCCUUAUGUUUUUUCACCAGGACCCCUGAUUCUUGUUGUUUUGUAGAGCUGCAGCGCUCAACAUUUGAUCACAUGCAGCAGGCUAAAGCACAUGGAGAACCGCUGACCUGCCGGCUUCACGGGACUUGGGUGUUGCAAUGGAACCAAUAUGUUUGCUUCUUCUGGUAAUAAGUAAAGUGAUUUCAGCUGGCGCGCAGUUCAAUGGGUACAAUUGUGAUGCCAAUUAUCACAGCAGGUUCCCUGCUGAAAGGGACAUCAGCGUCUUUUGCGGAGUCCAGACCGUCACUCUGAAGAUUAAUUUUUGCCCAGUUCUCUUCUCUGGUUACUCAGAAACAGAUUUAUCCCUCAAUGGCAGGCAUGGUGACGCACACUGCAGGGGCUUCAUCAAUAACAACACCUUCCCCACGGCCGUCAUCUUCACCAUCAGCCUGAACACACUGGAAUCCUGCGGCAACAGCCUGGUGGUGUCCUCAGUCCCAGGUGUCAAUGCAUAUGGCAACUCCUCCAUGGUGCAGAUUGGUAAUCUUUCAGGAUAUAUUGACACUCCAGAUCCUCCAACAAUCAUCAGCUAUCUGCCGGGGCUGCUGUAUAAAUUCAGCUGCAGCUAUCCUCUUGAGUACCUGGUCAACAAUACGCAGCUCGCUUCGUCAUCUGCUGCUAUUUCUGUUAAGGACAACAAUGGUUCGUUUUUAAGCACUUUGAAUUUACUCCUCUACAAUGAUUCAACCUAUGCACAGCAGCUGGCAAUACCAAACGCAGGGCUACCCUUAAAGACCAAAGUGUACGCAGCAGUCAAAGCAACCAACCUGGAUGGAAGAUGGAAUGUUUUGAUGGACUACUGUUACACAACGCCUUCUGGAAAUCCAAGUGACGAACUUAGAUACGAUCUGUUCUUUAGUUGCGACAAAGAUCCACAAACAACUGUUUUUGAAAACGGCAAAAGUCAAAUGGGCAGGUUUUCCUUCGAAGUGUUCCGGUUUGUCAAGCACAAAAACCAGAAGAUGUCGACAGUGUUUCUACAUUGUGUGACCAAACUCUGCAGAGCAGAUGACUGUCCUUUACUCAUGCCGAUCUGUGGCAGCCGAAAGAAAAGGAAUCUUUUUGAGGAGACAACACCCGUUCCUCAGAGUGCCUCUGGAAACGCUGUCAUUACAGCAGGUCCCAUAAUCACAAGGAGUGAUGAAACACCAACCAACAACUCCCAGUUAGCACAGCUAAACAGACCUGCCUUCCAGCUCAACUCAGUCACAAGUGCACUGAUCUCCGGGAUCGUUAUCCUGGGAUUCAUGAGCCUGUGUUUCUUUGUGUUCUCCCUGACUCUCCUCAACGGAAAGCCUGGCAGUAACCCAGUGCUAGCAGGGAUUAGGAACCCUGUUUUUAACUGACCCCUGAUUUUGACUUCUGUUUGUUUAAAAUAUUAUUAUUGAAAUACUGUAAUUCGGGUGAAUUCAUUUGACUUUAUACAGUUCAUGAAAGAGCAUUAUUGUAAUUUUAGAAUAAUAUAAAAAGCACAUUCUGUGGAUUUUUAAUGGUAUUGUAUUGUAAAUUCCUAGUGUACUAGCUCUGAAUGCUGCUGUUCUUUUAUGUAUUCUGAAGUAGAUCUAAAAUUGUUUAAUUUCGUUGUUGAUUUCAAACAAAAUACUGCCCAAAUCGACAUGUAAGGAGAACGUUUUAUUCAAUACCUCAGCUACAUUUUAUUCACUGCAGGGUUUAGGAUUGAUUACAUGGAAACAACCAUAAUUUUUAAAUAAAAUGUU
Acipenser ruthenus (sterlet) is the source of this 1890-nucleotide messenger RNA. Its product is annotated as zona pellucida-like domain-containing protein 1. The record is from RefSeq and is a predicted model, not a curated record. NCBI's taxonomy places the organism in Eukaryota, Metazoa, Chordata, Actinopteri, Acipenseriformes, Acipenseridae. The coding region runs from base 271 to 1518 and encodes 415 amino acids. The transcript has 11 exons. Gene Ontology annotation, cellular component: cell surface.